AUGGAGUUUGGAAAUACCUGUUAUAGUAAUUCUGUACUACAAGCUUUAUAUUUUUGCCGGCCGUUCAGAGAAAAGGUUUUAGAGUAUAAAGCUAGGAAUAAACGAACAAAGGAGACAUUGUUAACAUGUUUGGCGGAUUUGUUUUACAGUAUUGCAACACAAAAAAAGAAAGUCGGAUCUAUAGCUCCCAAAAAGUUUAUUGCCAGGUUACGGAAAGAGAAAGAGGAAUUUGAUAACUAUAUGCAACAAGAUGCGCAUGAAUUUCUGAAUUUCUUGAUAAAUCACAUAAAUGAAAUCAUUUUGGCAGAGAGAAGUCAAAGUAAACCACCUGGUGGGAAGUGUGGAGCAGGAGAUGUUGGUUCACCUUCGGAACCAACAUGGGUUCAUGAAAUAUUUCAAGGAAUCCUAACAUCAGAAACACGCUGCCUUAAUUGUGAGACUGUAUCAAGCAAAGAUGAGGAUUUUUUUGAUCUACAAGUUGAUGUAGACCAAAAUACUUCAAUCACGCACUGCCUCAGAUGUUUCUCUAAUACCGAGACUCUUUGUAGCGAUAACAAAUUUAAGUGCGAUCACUGUAGCAGUUAUCAAGAAGCACAGACUAUAUUCCAGAAACGAAUGAGAGUGAAAAAAUUACCAAUGAUAUUGGCAUUGCAUUUGAAAAGGUUUAAAUACGUGGAACAAUAUAAUCGUCACAUCAAAGUUUCUCACAGGGUAGUUUUUCCGCUGGAACUCCGGCUCUUUAACACUAGUGAUGAUGCAGUGAACCCAGAUCGAUUAUAUGAUUUGGUCGCAGUUGUGAUACAUUGUGGAAGUGGGCCUAAUCGAGGACACUAUAUUUCAAUAGUAAAAAGUCACGGAUUUUGGCUGCUUUUUGAUGAUGAUAUGGUCGAUAAAAUUGAUGCUUCUACCAUAGAAGACUUUUAUGGACUUACAUCAGAUAUUCAGAAG
Molecule: messenger RNA, 948 nt
Organism: Megalopta genalis
Lineage: Eukaryota; Metazoa; Arthropoda; Insecta; Hymenoptera; Halictidae
Source: RefSeq, a predicted model, not a curated record